AGUGGUAUCUUGCAAGAGUGCACACGGAAUUUGUACUCGUCAGCACAACAUUGAACACGCGCACGUAACAUUCACAUUAGCAGCGCUCAACACAAUCCCACCUUUUCGUCGCGUCCGUCACCUCACCGUUUCAAUCACCUGCUCUGGCCGCCCCACACUCCCUCCCCUCGGCCCACCAUGGACCGCGGAGGUCCCGUCGCUCAAGGACACUUGUCGGUAGCCUCGUCUGCCAGCGGCCGAUUCCUCGAAGAUUUACUCAACGAGUACAACUACGCGUCGAAUGCGAACAGUCCAAAUGGGAAUACACCCAGCUUGACCCCGGCAAACUUGUCUCCCGCGACAAGCACGUUGGCAUCGGAUGAUGAUGGGUGGAAGGAAACCGGAUUUGGGAACGGUCGGCGUUUUUAUCAGUCGCAAGGACGCGAACAUGAAGGAGAGGCUGUAUACCCGCCGCCGCCCCCGCCCCCACAGCACGAUCUCCCCCCUCCUCCGACUCAUCCAGCACAAUUGCAUUCACAUUUAGCACAGAGACAUUUGCAGCAUUCAUUACCGGGGUUCACAUCUCAGACGGACUCCCAAAAGGGUUCCCAAACGGGCUCCCAAACGGGCUCUCAAACGGGUUCCCACUCAGGUUCGCAACUUGCGUUGCAGCCGAGUUCACAACCGGCUUCACAGCCCGCUUCACAGCAUGGCUCUCAGCAAGGUUCGCCACACAUGGGUGCACAACGCAACAUGCCCGAUACUGGGUACCGUCGUGGACCAUCGGAGCAGGCUAUAGUAGCAGGUCUACGCGAUGAACCGCAUUCGAGAGCCUCUGAAGAGGAUUCACGACCGUCGAGAGGGUGGCUGCGGGGUAAUCUCCGUGUUCACCUCCGCGGACGCUCUACGGAAGAUCUUGGACGGCAAGCGCAUUCAUCGGACCACAACGGUCCGACACAGCGCAAAGGCUCAGCGGCGAGCGCAGACAUGAUUCCGGGGACACUGUCAAGUACCAGUUCGACUCUCCCGUCCGUCACAUCCCAAGCCCUUUCAACCACUUCCGGAUCCAUGAACUCUGCCAAAUACUCUGGCAGCCCGCCGAAAUCCAGUCGCUCCUUUUUCGCCGCCGGAUCCAGUCGUUCCCGCGGACACUCUCGCGAACGCUCCCCGCAACGCACAAAACCUCUCACCCCCGACCUGUGGAACCCCGACACUCCCCAUAAAGAAAAGAAGCCCCCAUCCAUCACCCCAGACAAGUGGAACACGGAACACAAGGAGAAAAAGAAGCUGUUUUGGAAUCCGUUUGGCAGAAAAAAGGGCAAAGACUCUGAUCAUGCUACGGAAAAUGUUGUUGUGUUGCGAAAGAGUGAGGGGAGCGCGCCGUCUUCGAGGUCUGAGGCGACGUCUGUUGUGACAAGGGAUUCAUCUACGGGGCACUUGACGCCGACGAAAAAGUCAAAGCAUAGUCGGAGCCGAGAAGGAUCACGGAGAGAUGAAAAGCGGCUUCAACUCGACCUAUCCAAUUUCUCCAUGGACCCCUCUUUUGUCCCGUAUGACCUCGUUUCUCCCCUGUCCCCUUCCUCUGGCCAUUCGGGCCUCGUUCCCACACCGAUAGGCUAUUCCCCCGAAAAAAUGCCCAACAAUCUCCCCGCACCACAACCCCCACCGUCUUCCGGGCCUUACACUGUUUCUUCCGCAGGUGCCCACGUCCUUCUCUCUCAAGCCACUUCCACAUGGCAACCACCUGAAAGCUGGGGAACGCAUUUGGAUAGCGAGGGUGCGCGGACUUUGACUCCUCAGGAGGCCUGGACACAAGCGUUGACGAGUACGGACCAUGCUUCUGUGCGGUCUGUCCCGACGGGUGGGACGAUACCCUCUGCUUCGAGUAUGGGAGAGUUGCGCACGCCCUUUGAGGAGUUGCCGCCUUUUGAUGAUCGAGGGGAUGGAGAUAGUCUAAGAGGAAGUCAAGAGAAGCUAUAUGACGAAAAAUUGUGCGCGUUUAGGCUGUUUCGCCGGGACGGAACUUUUGCGACUAUUUCGUGCCGUGAAUCGACCACAGCAGGCGAACUACUUAUCAUUAUGGCCAAAAAGAGUCUUAUAUCAGAUUUCUCAAGGUUUAAUAUUUGUAUUGUGCGCAAGGGGUCGGAACGCAUUCUGGGCCGAACCGAACGACCGCUCGUAAUUCAGCGACGUUUGUUCGAGCAGCUAGGAUAUGUGGCGGCAGACAAGAUCGAGCUAUUAGGACGCGAAGACAAUUCUUAUUUGUGUCGGUUUGUUUUCAAGGAGAUUUCAACCGGAACUGAGAUUCAUCCGGAUUAUUGGCGAUCCCCCGCCUUCAACACUUCCCUCGUUUCCUUGUCCGGUUUCAACAUUUCCACCGUCCCCGUCGCAUUGUUUCAUUUCGCUAGUGAAAUUCGAUACCUCGACCUCUCGCGCAACCUCAACAUUCAAGACCUCCCCAACGACCUUGCCCAAGCCAUGGAAUCGCUCCGCGCGCUGUCUUUAGCACGGAACGAAAUCGCCCGUGUACCAAAAUCACUGAAAUCGCUUCGAACGCUUUCAGAGGUGGAUUUGUCAUACAAUCGGAUUACUUCUCUCGAAGGAACAGGACUUGAAUCUGUGGCUGGAUUGACGAAGCUGCGUUUGGGUGGUAACUUGAUUGACCGGAUUCCAGAGGACCUAUUACGGGGAUGCCAGAAAUUGGAGCUGCUUGACUUGUCGAAUAAUCGGUUCAGGUCCUUUCCGGUAGAUUUGUGCCGGUAUUUGGGUCUAUCGCUCAAGCACCUUGACCUCUCCUUUUGUCGCAUAAAAGCGAAGAUCCCCGAUGCGAUUGGCGAGCUGCGUCAUUUAAUUUCGCUACGGCUGGCUGGCAAUCGUAUGUACGGAGGUCUUCCGUGGCGUUUGGGUGAGCUUCAGGAUUUGCGUGAACUUGAUUUACGUGGCAACUCGUUUGGGAAUGCAGGUGGGGAGGAAUCAAUGGUCAUGGAAGUUUUAUGUCGGUGUAAGAAGUUAGAGACUGUGCAGCUGGACGCGAACCGGGUUCGGUGGGUUGGAAAAUGGAGUGAUUGGAAUACUGAUCGGCGGACAGAGGAAUCUGAUAAUGAUUCGUCUGAAGAAGCCACGGAGUCAAAGUCUCUCGAGUGUCCCAAUCUGAAACACCUUUCCAUGAGUUUCCAAUUUGACCCCCACAAUGACCGGUCCAUGGUCUUCCGACUCGUUAAUCUCUCUGGAUCGCUCUCUGAAUUGGAUAUCGGAUAUUGUGGGAUUGAGGCCCUCCCCAAGCGCUUCUUUCAGCGACUUCCUGGAGUACAGGUUCUCAAUCUCUCUGGGAACAGACUUAAAGAGCUCCCGGAUUUCACAGCUCACAAAACAUCCGAGCCAGUCCGUCUGUCUCUUCGAGAGCUGCAUGUCGCCAAUAAUUAUUUGGAAUACCUCCCAGAUGAUAUCGGCGAACUGAUCAAACUCCAGUACCUGGACGCCAAAAACAACAAUCUCCGCGAACUCCCUGCUGGCAUUUGGCGCUGCAAGAGUCUUAAAAUCCUCAAUGUGACUUCCAAUCGUCUUGAAAUCUUUCCGACGCCGCUACCAGAGGAUGGUACCGUCCUCGUCUCAGGACAAGUCGUCACAUUUGGACGCGGAGGUGCAUUUUCGUUUGGCGGAAGUUUCGGGGAACGAGGGGGAGUUUUGAAUCUUUAUGGACGCUCUCCUGGGCAAGCUGAUGAAUUCACGAUGGCGCAACCUCCUACUGCUACACCUUCCUCACAAGUCGUGACUCUCCCCCCACUUUCUCAUUCUCUUGAACAACUCUAUCUUUCCGAAAACCAUCUUUCUGAUGAUCUCUAUAUGGCCCUGUACCACCUCCCCAACCUAACUAUCCUCCACGCCUCCUUUAACGAAAUCACCGAUAUAACUCCCUGGGUCGUCGCCAUCCCCGUUCCGAUCCCAAUGACACCCUGGUUCCAGAAACUGGUUGAACUCCAUUUAUCAGGCAAUCUCAUCGCGACUCUCCCAGGCGAGAUUGAGCGCAUGCGGAGUUUGAAGUUGCUAUUUUUGAAUGGGAAUAAAUUGAGUACGGUUCCGGGUGAAGUUGGCAAGUUGAAAGGGCUUGAAGCGCUUGACUUAGGGAGUCAAGUUGGUGGACGCGGUGAGGGAACGGGGUUGAGGUAUAAUGUCUCGAAUUGGCCGUAUGAUUGGAAUUGGAACUGGAACUUGGAUCUCAAGUACCUCAACCUUUCUGGCAACAAGCGUCUGGAAAUCAAGCCCUCUACUAACAACGCCUCCAGUUUCCUUACGGACUCUGUGCCCGCUGGGAACACGCCCUCCCCUGCCGCUGCACACAAGAUUGGAGCCCGAGGCGGCGCCAUCCAAGCUCCAGCAACAUCCGGAGCAUUGGUCGCAAAUCCCUCCCAACGACGGAGAGAUCUAACGGAUUUCAACGCUUUGACCAAUUUGCGGUUGCUGGGGUUAAUGGAUGUCACGUGUUUGAUUGUUCCGCCGGAUGAGAGUUCGGAGAGGCGGAUUCGCACCACCGGGUCUGAAGUCCCCAUGGUUGGCAUCCCAUCUGGUUCGGUACGGUACGGUGUCGCAGACUGCUUGACGCGGCCCAAUCCCAAAGACGUUAUCCCCGCGAUUGGAUUCACCACCACCCCCAACACGACUCGUGAGGGCGAUGCAGAUACAUUCGAAGUAUGGGACCUUGUUGUUCCCAAGUUCCGGGGGAAAGAUAAUGAAGCGCUUUUUGCCGUUUUCGACGGACGCGGUACGCAUGGUGGUGCGCGCAUGGCUAAAUAUUUGAAUGAGUGGUUUGGAUGGUUUCUUGCCAAUGAAUUGGAGAAAUUGGAAAAGGAGCCAUCGCAUGGGCGGGAACGGCAUUCUGAGGUGGGUGGGGUCAAUUUAGGUUUGACGAAAAGUCCCACAGGUGAUUCCGGUCCCUCUCCUGGGACUGGGAACGCUACCGGAAAUGCCUCAGGCAAUCGAUCCGCACCAGGCAGUGUCCGCCAUGUACCUCGACAGCGUACACCCAUCCCUGCUGACACGACCCGCUCUGGCGCGCUGGACGCAAAUGGGAUCACAACGGCUCUUAGACGAACUUUUAUUGCCGUGAACCGCGAGUUAGGGAGCAUGGGAGACGAAAUUGACGAUGCGACUUCGUCUGGCCCACAAGCAUACCACCACCAACCCAGGAGUUCCUCUGAAUCCAAGCGAUGGGACCAAACCAUGGGACGCUCUAAAAACGGCAAAGGGCACCCAGGCCUUCUGUACGGCGCGUCAGCACUGGUCGUCUUUUUACAUGGAUCCCCUCACAGACGCGCUGGUGCCAAGUGUACAUUGUAUAUCGCGAACGUGGGAGACGGUAUGGUGGUCAUGUCCAAGGCGGGCGGUCUCGCUCAAGUCCUCGCCAAGCACCAUGUAUUGGAUUUGGCGGGAUUGAGUCGAGCAGAGGCGGGAAGGCUGCACGCCAAGAUGGCGGCUGCUGCCGCGGCUGCUCCGACAAGUGGUGGGAAUCAACCCACAAAACGAUCCGACGCAGAGCUCGAAAAGCGUUCACUCUAUGCCUCGGACCCCAUCCCAUGGUCCCUUUCGGAAAUAGAGCGCGUGCAGAACGCAAGCGGAUGGUUUGCUUCCUCUGGGAAAUUAGAAGGCGAAGUGGAUCUCUUGCGUGGAUUUGGCUUCUUUCCGUUUUUAGGUGCCGUGAAUGCCGAUCCAUGGAUUCAGACUGUGGAAUUGGAAGUGGGAGAUGAUGAGGAACUGUUAAAACGGGAAGAGAGCGUGGAAUCGCGAAAACAUCACCUGGCUGCACCGAGUGUCGAGGAUGAGAGUGGUGUUGAUGCGGGUGCAGGCCAGCAUCCUGCCGCUGCUGCCACUUCGGGGGGCGGAGAUGAGUUUGUGGUGUUGGCUAGUGGCGCCGUUUGGCGGGCCGUGAAGUGCGGUGGAACGUACGAAGACGGUGCGCAGAUGGUGGUGGACAUUGCUCGGUCAGCGGUUGCACCGGCGAACCCCACGGGGGCAGGUACAGCUACGGGAAUGACGGUCUCUGGCAGUGUCGGCGGAACGCCCUCCUCCACCGGCAUCGGCAUGACAAAGAGCUCUUCCAACCUCGCUGCCCAUCAACAACAGAGCCCCAAAACAUCUGGAGGGUGGAGUACCGCCGCGAUGAAGGUUCGCGAUGUGGCGCUGUCACUUGGUGGUGGACGCGUUGGAGGUGGGUAUCUGGUCAUGGUACUUGGGUUGAGAGACUUAGCCAAGAAGAGUGCGUGGUGGAAUGCGGCGGGCGCUAGACGCGGGAGUGCAGAGAGCUCGAGUGAGAGCCUCAGUGUUGAGGAUCGGACGCGACGAGAAGGCGGAAGUGUCAAAAAGGGCAAAAAAACUGGUGAGGAGGUGGAUUUACUCGUCAAGGAGAUUGCACCCCCAAUUGGACGUCUUGCUUUGGUGUUUACCGAUAUCAAAAAUUCGACUUCCAUCUGGGAGAACAAUCCUGUCGCCAUGCGAGCUGCUCUCCGUCUCCACCACACGGUCAUGCGCCGUCUGUUGCGCCAAACCGGGGGAUACGAAGUCAAAACCGAAGGCGACGCCUUUAUGGUCUCCUUUCAAAAUAUUGCCAACGCAGUGGAUUGGUGUUUGACUGUCCAAGGCGAACUCCUGAACAUUGAUUGGCCAGCCGAGAUUCUCGCCAUGGUGGACGGAAGUGAUAUUUGGUGGCAACGGAACGGAUCCACAGAAUUUGUCUCGGGUGCUGGAUUAGGGGAUGAGGAAGACCGCGGGGACGCAUCAUCGGAUAUGGAAGUGGAAUUGACCGAUGAUGGACGACGAUUACGUGGGGACGGCCGGCCGCGCAAACAACGCGAGCUGAUCUUUAAAGGUCUUUCUGUCCGCAUGGGCAUCCAUUUCGGUGCACCUCUGUGUGAAGUGGAUCCCAUUACGUCUCGUAUGGACUAUUACGGCCCAAUGGUCAACCGCGCGGCCCGUGUCACCGGUGCCUCACAAGGUGGACAGGUCCUCAUUUCCUCGGACGCCAUGAAGGAACUCCAACAUGUCUUGGGCUGGUGGGAGCAUGAUGGUGGUGUCGGGGAGGGCGUCAAGAGCGGCAAGGACUUGACCGAAGUUGUGGAUGGUGGGGAGGAGGUGGCAAGGUUGAAAAAGUUGGGGAUUGUGACAUGGUGUAUUGGAGAGGUCAAGCUGAAGGGGUUGGAGACGCCGGAAGUUAUAUAUGCGAUUUACCGACGAGACUUGUUCAUGCGACAUCGGUUCUUUGCAUUGGAACAGAGUGGAGGGUUGAAUCUCAUGGCACAGCCUCAACGCAAAGCCGACGAACCACCUCGCGAAAAAGUCCACAAACUCGACCGCAACACACUCCGAACACUUGCCUGCAUCUGUCUUCGAUUAGAGUAUCUCGCCGCCCGAUGCAGUGAUGAAUGGAAAGAAGACGAGUCGAAUUCCAUUACGCCUCCAGAAGACACGGAGGGAGAUUGGGCUGUUGAAGGUGUUGAGGAAGCAGAUCGGGAGGGCUUAAUUAAAGUUUUGGAAGGGCUUGUCGCUAGGAUUGAGAACGCAGUAUCCAUCCUCUACCUAACCCGAUCCCGCUUCUCCCGCGUUCUUCAGUCUCUUGGUGCAGCUAUUGAGACCGAUCCCAAUCACUUGUUGAGGGCUCUACAACUUUACGCGGAGGAACUGGAGGAACGGAAACGGAGACGGGCGAAACAAAAGGAGGGUAAGCGGGAGAGGGAGGAGCGGAGACAGAGACGAAAAUAAUGUGAUGGCGAGCACACGGACAACGGAAGGGUGAAAAGUUGCGUCUGAGACACGAUGAUCGGUUGCUGGUGAUUUGGAUAUUCCCCAUUUUUUUUUCAUUUCUAUUUUGUAUAAUUUUGGGUUCUCUCUCGAGGGUCAUGAUGUGGGUCAUACAGUUGCUGAUUUCUUCUGGGGCAAAGGCUUUUUAGGGUAUACUUUUGUGCGCGUUAUUUGUAGUAUAUUGGAGAGUGUAUUGCGCAUUUGUCUGGUUUGUUUACAAUUUUUGGAGGGACAUGACUUUUUUACGAGCACCAUGGACCGAGAUCCUCAAUUCGAUACGACACAUGGCGAUAAUCGUGUGCCUUGUUCCUUUACAGCGACCACCAUCAUGGAUGAGCUUUUGCUAUCUCGGCUGCUGGGAUGCGCGCAUCCCCCAAAAAGCGCCUUUAAAUGUUCCAAAGGAACGAAAGAGGCAAAUGUACUGUAUUAGACGCAAUCCAUUGGAAGACUGUAACAAUCUCGGCAGCUAGGGCUGCUUGAAUAGCACUAUCU
Spizellomyces punctatus DAOM BR117 is the source of this 8259-nucleotide messenger RNA. RefSeq lists its product as uncharacterized. Gene Ontology annotation, molecular function: protein binding. NCBI's taxonomy places the organism in Eukaryota, Fungi, Chytridiomycota, Chytridiomycetes, Spizellomycetales, Spizellomycetaceae. Bases 178 to 7728 code for a protein of 2516 amino acids. The record is from RefSeq and is a predicted model, not a curated record. Gene Ontology annotation, biological process: intracellular signal transduction; cyclic nucleotide biosynthetic process. The transcript has 11 exons.